This is a messenger RNA of Colletotrichum lupini, 468 nucleotides long. RefSeq lists its product as uncharacterized. The transcript has 7 exons. The coding region runs from base 1 to 468 and encodes 155 amino acids. The record is from RefSeq and is a predicted model, not a curated record. NCBI's taxonomy places the organism in Eukaryota, Fungi, Ascomycota, Sordariomycetes, Glomerellales, Glomerellaceae.
AUGAAAUAUUACCGGGUCCUCGUCACUAACGCCGGACGUCUCAGUCUCAUCGGCUCAAACCUCCCUGUGCAGGGCAUUUCAUGGUGGUUGUUUGUUCAGGAUGGGGUAAAUGCGGGGCUGCCCUGUUUUCUCUGGCCCGUGCAGGGCGAUGUGUAUGGAAAGUUGUCUUUCGCCCGACUGGAAGACUCGGGGUUCUUGGGGACAUUUGGUAUUAGAGGCAUCCCCAUCAACGGUGAAGACACAACAUUGACAACGUCGUCUAUACCAGUGUCAAAGUCGAAGUGGGGUCGCCAGGACCCAGGGAAAUGGUCCCUAGCACAGUCGUAUUAUACGAUGAACAAGGGUAAAAGCCCCCACGGUGCGGGGUCAACAGCGCCCUGCGUGUUGCCUUACAUUGACCUGCGUGUGGCAUCCUGGGGGCUCGAAAAGAUAUGCCGCCACACGCAGGGCAUGAGACAGUUAUUCUAG